ACUUAACGUAGGAGGCCUAUGAAGUGAAUACCUAGGCAAGCCAGUGCCGCUUACUCAAAGCUUUAUCAGAAGUGUGCAAAAGAUCGACCCACUAUAAGGUAAGUGAGCAUUACCUAAAGUAAACGACUUAGAAGCUUGGGGUCGGCGCUGGCUGAAGCUUUUACCUCUCCAAAAGUCUUUUCAGCAUCUCGGGUGUAAGUUUUAGUUGCAAAUGUAAGAAACGAUGGGACCUAAGGAAUAGACCCUGACCGAGUAAACUAACAUCCUGGUAUAGCUGGGUUAAUCGAACAAAGGAAAUAACAAAAUUCGCCCCUAUACCGCAAACUAUUCCCCCUAUAUGUGGUGAGACGAGGAUAUAGUUGUGACUGCUUGAAUAUGAUAAGGAAGUAAGGAUUUAUUUAAAGAAAGGAUACUCAAUCUUGAAACAAAGGUGAGCUAAGAAGUGCUCGGUUCUUGUAACGCUCUCUUAGUUUAGUAGUAGAAAGUUUGAAAUGCUGUAUAAGAGCAAAUUUUAAAGAUUGUUUUUACUUAAACAUUUAGCUGCGGUCACUCGUGAAACAUUUGUGUCAACACGAGAAUAUGCCGCAGUUGACCUAAUUUGAAGGUCUGCAAAAUAUACUUUGCACUUUGCACUGAAUUCGUUUCCACUUUUUCAAAACGAAUCGUCCUUAUAUCGAUGUAAGCGCAACGUUAGAACGAGGUCUGAAUGAACGUUUAUGCCAAAAAGUAAUUAGGCUUGACAAGCUCCGUCGUGCUUGAGGUAUGCUAAACAACUUUACCUUGAUUCAGACGUCGCGCCCGACUUAUGCCGAAUUCAAUAACAAUGAUCAUAAGCUCUCUCUUUUAUAAAAAAUGCUGUUUGCACUCCUUCUUUAAUUUAAAGGACUGUUAAAAGCCCUUAGAAUGCGUUUACUGAGGGGUGUCUAUCACGAAAAUCUGGAAUAAAGCUUAAAGGUUUUCCAAGUUUUCAAAUUUCUCAAAGUUGUUUAUGUACAGGUAUAAGAUUAAGAUGUAAAUUUUUUUCUCUUGCAACAAACUUAAGCUUAAUUACGCCCUGUCCACUCGUAUCUGGAUAUUUUUGAAUCCGCAACUUUUUCUUUGCGGCCGGAUUCGGCUUCCGUCCACGCGUAUCCGGUGAAUCCGGCAGACGAAUCCACAACUUUUUGAAUCCGCUCUCCAGAGUGAAACUUCUUGAAUUCGCUAUAUGAAUCUGGAAACGUGUAUAUCUAAUAAAAAUAAAACACAUACGUAUAACUCUUCUGCUAUGUUAGUUUCAUGUUUCAUGCUUUUAAGUAAAAGAUUGAUCUGCACGGACAAUGAGAAGUAAAGCUUUACUUUUCUCCUCCCCUCGUCUCGAGCUUCGCACUCCUUUCGCGCUUCGCGCAAAAUGCCGCGUUCGCCUCGCUUGGCUCAUACAGCGCCUGAUAUAUAUAGGCUAGAGCAGACCAGUAUUUGUACGCCGUUAUUUGCAGGUCACUUGGUGGGCUUUCGGCCAAUGAGAGGGAAGAAAAAUUUGCAUCAAAUGGUAACUUUGAUUGCUUUAUUUUAUUCUUCUACCGUGCCACCAGAUAGCUUAUUGUGUCGGCACCAAAAGCUAUUUGGUUAUAUAGUGUGAACAUGGCCUUAUUAUCCUAUCAUUUUUAGAGCCUUCUCAGAUAUGGAUGAUGAUGAAGACUACAAAUCACUGUUAAUCCGGAACGACUCGUCUGAUGCUAUUCUAACACUGUACGUGUAUCCCCAUUGGUGCUGCUGGAUCUCCAAGGAAUCGAAAAUAAUAUAUCCCAGCGACAAGUGUCUCUACCGUAGUAAGAAGAGAUUUCAGUUCGAGGUGGUUGCCAGAUGUGAUGACCGGAAAGACAAGAAAAGCGAAGAUGAUAGCCAAACUGACAAAAAAGAUGAAGAAGACAAGCAAGACAAGCCAAAAAAGAAAAAACAGGUCCUCAGAGAAGUUCAAGAAUGGAAGGAAGAUAAACUAUUGAAGAUAACUGGUUUUUUUGGUUCAGAGUCACUUGAUGUCGUUGAGGAAGAUCUUGCCUAUUACCCUGAGGAUAAACAAAUAUGCCUUCGAAAACUACAGAGAGACAAAGAGCUUAAAGUAACUAGCGGAGGACGUAACCUGUAUGAGAUCUUAGGUCUUGACAUGGCCACGGUACGUAAAAUGUCAAAGGAAGAACAAAACGAAGCAAUCAGAAGAGGAUAUCGCACACAAAUACGUCGAUGGCAUCCUGAUAACAAUUGUGGAGAUGAAGAGAUCGCCAAAGAGAUCAUCCUUGCCUACGAGCUCUUACAAGAUGAAGGUCGACGUGCGCGUUACAACAAUCUGGCUGACUACGACGGGGGUUGGCUUUCCUGGAGGCGUUACAAAGCAAUUUUCAAACCCGAGUGCGUCAAUAAAGAACAGAAGAAGGCUUACAGAAAAAGAAUGUGCAUGUUUGCUGCGUCACUUGCGAUGACAGCCAUAGGUAUUGGUCUGACUGUUGGCACCGCUGGAUUGGCAGCACCAGCGCUGGUAGCAGUUGGAGCGGUUUUGGGAGGUGGACUUAUCGGAGGUGGAUUUCAAUCCUUGCAGCACACUUUAAAUCAGCGAGCCAUUGUAGACGAUUGUCUGUUUAAAGAAUGGCUGAUGAAAGCAGGGAUUGGCUUCCUUGGAGGAGCCGCUACUGGAGGUGCAGCUGCAGGCUUUACAGCAGCGAUAACCGGUCUUGGAAGCGCGGCUUUAGAGUCAGUUGCCAUCACUGCCGGUCAGUACAUAGGCGUUGGAGCAGCAACUGGUGCUACAGGUGGUGUUGCAGCUUCUAUUGCUUCAGAUGCAGCACGAAAGUUUGUUGAUGGUGAACAGAUCACUUGGAAGCAGGCUGUUGGACAUGCAGUGGUCGGCGGUGUAAUAGGUGCUGCUACAGGGAUCGCUGGAGGGGCCGUCACUAAAGCCAUUGUGGCAGGCCAAGCAUCUGCCGCAUCUGCCAAUCUUGAAGGUGAGAUUGCUGAACAAGUAGCUAUUGUAACUGGAGCAAAGCGUGUCGGUAAUGUUCUGGCUAAAAACAUUCCCCGAAUGUUAACCGAGAAGGGAGCAGAGGCUAUGAUGGGAACUGUGUCUCGACUUGCUGAGGAAAGACUAGAUGAUUCGGUUGAAAAUCGAAGUCCUUGUGAUCAUGUGGUGGAUGGAAUUAAGAACGUGGCUGCAAAUACCGUAAUGGUUGUUGCUCGAGAAUGCACUGCUGCAGGUGUUUCUCAUGCAUUGAACGAAGUAAAGGUGGAUCGAGAAUUGAAGACAGAGUUGCAAAAUCCGCCUUCCACUGAAGCUAUGAGCAAAACGGAUGAAGUCACACAACACGAAAGCCGUGGCCGAAUAAGAUUCAAGAUGGACACAGAAAACAACGAACAUCUGCAUAAAUUGCCAGAUGGUGUGUGCUCUGCCAAAUAUCAGCCAUUGUCUAACGAAAACACCUCAGAACUCACAAGAGAAUCCAAAAAGAAACGUGAUCUACCUGAAGAAAAAAAAGAAGAAAGUAACUGCCAACCGCUUAAAAACGAAGAAACAUCCAGCCAAUCUCUGCCUUCCGACCCGAAUGACUAUGGAGAAGAAAACGCCAGCACAAUUAUUCUUGAAGAAGCAAACGGAAAAGUCAAAUACAUAUCUAAAGGAGCAUGGUUCUCCAAAAUGGUCGUCAGCUAUGUCCUAAACGAGAAAAAGAUUGUUAAAGAAGCUCGCGGCAGUGGAUCUUCAGUUGAUAUUCCGUCCGUUGCUAGGAAUAUCGAAGUUCAAUUUCAAGUGAAACGUCCCUUUUGGGGAGACAUUUGCAAAUAUGACCGUUUUCUUGGCCGUUGGUAUACGCCUGACCAGCCGCAUGUCUUUUGUUACGACUCUCCGCCAAUCCACCGCACGUUUACUAUCAGUGGUGGCCUGUGGUAGGAGGCUGUGAUGAGGGUAAGCAAUGAACACCACGACGAAACAAAAGAAAUGUGAAAACGGUGAGACACUAACACAGUCCAUUUCCAGGUUGACAAUACGUCAAGGCGUGAAGACGGUUCAGAAAAGGCCAACAAACUGUGAUUCUCCUUGUUCUCGUGGUCACAAUGACAUUAAGUUUUCAUUCAAUUUUACGGCCUAAAACCUCUGAGGCCCCAUUUAUGGAGAAAACCUGUACCGGAUACAAUGGCCACCCUCACUCAGGGAGAGUUGACCCCUUUCCCCGAGCCAACAACGCUAGCGAACGCUCAGGUUGUCUGGCCCCGAUUGACUUGACCCAGCUGUACGAGCCAAAGUGUUUGUAUGGAGAAAGUUGUCCCGACUAGGAGGACGACCCGGCUAAACGGUUCACCGUUUUAGCCAAGACAACCUUUU
Molecule: messenger RNA, 4342 nt
Organism: Porites lobata
Lineage: Eukaryota; Metazoa; Cnidaria; Anthozoa; Scleractinia; Poritidae
Source: the annotation of a GenBank genome assembly